Molecule: messenger RNA, 918 nt
Organism: Rhipicephalus microplus (southern cattle tick)
Lineage: Eukaryota; Metazoa; Arthropoda; Arachnida; Ixodida; Ixodidae
Product: cysteine/serine-rich nuclear protein 2-like
Biological process (GO): regulation of transcription by RNA polymerase II
Cellular component (GO): nucleus
Molecular function (GO): sequence-specific DNA binding; DNA-binding transcription factor activity, RNA polymerase II-specific
Source: RefSeq, a predicted model, not a curated record
AUGGCAGAGGGCUCCGCGCUGGGACGUUCACCGAGGCGCCAGACAAAAACGGUCACCUUCGACAAGGUCACGGUUUAUGAAUUUCCACGGGCACAAGGCUUUGCUUCGGUUCCCACUGAGGGAGGCAUGACCCUAGGUUUAGGCUUCAGGCACGUGGAAGAAUACUCAGUCCUCAUUCGUCAACAUGUCGACCAGCCAAGACUGCGUUUUGGUGCUGAACAGUCCGGCGAUAUCACAGCUGUACAGGCUGUCCUGAAAGACGGCAUGACCUCUAGUUACCCAACGCCAUGUCACAGCGAUGAGCCAAAGGAGGUCGCUGUUGAGAGAAAUAGCCAGGAUGGACAGCAGCAGUUGAAGCCCUUGCCAUGGCAUUGUCGCCGCAAGCUGCUUCUGGACAGUGGCGUCAGGAAGAUUGAUUCUUCUGAAGCCAAAGAGUGCCGAUACAUCAGGGCGUCGCGGAAACGCUGCGGCUGUGAGUGCCAAGGCCAGUGCCUCCGAGAGGCUUGUUCGUGCUUCCUGAACGGCAUACCCUGUCAGGUCGAGAAUGCGUCAUUUCCUUGCAGCUGCAGGGAACAGGCAUGCGAAAAUCCGUGUGGCCGUCGUCAAUACAGUCCCGAUCUCGCUCACGAGCACUACAGGCACACAAUUACGCGCCUCGAAGCAGAGCAGGCUGCUGAAGAAUUGUCGCUCUUGGGUUUGAGACUCGAAGAAGCGAUAAAAGACACAAAGCAAGACGACUUCCAUGGUCUGGACAAGCUGUCGGAGGACUUCGAAGAGGGCCUGCUCGUUGACAGAAGCUUCGUAAUGUGGGAGCCACUAGCCGUCGUUCCUCUAGUUUCAGUCUUGGACGCUUUUGCCAUUAUUUCUAGUCGGCAACAGCGAAGUCUCAGUGCCCAGUUCACCCACACAGACCACUAG